This is a messenger RNA of Conger conger (European conger), 7065 nucleotides long. It is a transcript of the gene neurl4, whose product is annotated as neuralized E3 ubiquitin protein ligase 4. Bases 1 to 4728 code for a protein of 1575 amino acids. Gene Ontology annotation, molecular function: ubiquitin protein ligase activity. The record is from RefSeq and is a predicted model, not a curated record. The transcript has 29 exons. Lineage: Eukaryota; Metazoa; Chordata; Actinopteri; Anguilliformes; Congridae.
AUGGCUGCGGAGUUGCACCCGCGCAGCGGAAAACUGAUCGGCCUGUCGAACUCGAACCGAACCGCUCAGCGCAACCAACCGGUCCAAGAAUUCAACCAUGGCUUGGUUCUAAGUAGAGAGCCACUAAGGGACCGUGAUGUCUUUACUGUCCGUAUCGACAAGAAGGUGAACUCAUGGAGCGGUUCCAUUGAGAUUGGCGUGACGGCGCUGGACCCGGCGGCCCUGGACUUCCCCAGCAGCGCCACUGGGCUGAAGGGCGGCUCCUGGAUCGUUUCGGGCUGCUCGGUGCUGAAGGACGGCCGCUCCGUGCUGGAGGAGUACGGCCGGGACCUGGACCAGCUGGGGGAGGGCGACCGCGUGGGCAUCCAGAGGAACGGUCGCGGCGAGCUGCACCUGUGGGUGAACGGGCAGGACUGUGGCGCCGCGGCCAGCGGUCUGCCCGCCCGGCUCUGGGCCGUGGUGGACCUGUACGGGAAGUGCACGCAGGUCACGGUGGUCAGCUGCGAGCCGCCGCCCCCCAGCACCGAGGGAGAGGCGGAGGAGGAAGAGGAGGCCUCUGCAGUCCAGGACGACAGUGCGGUGGGGGCCACGGUGGCUUUGAGCGCCGCUGAUGUGAACGGAGAUAUGGAGGAAGUGCCCGAACUCCCUCGCAGUCAGAGCAGGCCAGACAAGUUUCCCAAUACCUUAGAGCCCGAGACAGUGCUGACAGAACAUCAGCUUUUCGAUGUGUUCAACAAUGCCAUAGUGAGCCUGUACCGCUCAGAAGAGGAGGGUGGGGGAGAAGGAGGGGGUGGAGGAGGAGGGGGAGGAGGAGGCGGGCUAUCGGAGGGCUCGAGGGGAGGCACAGGGAGCAGCAGCGGAGCGGGCGAGGGAGGCAGUGACAGUGGGAGCGCGGCUGGAGGCGGAGGUGGAGGGAGCACCAACAGCAGCCCUGCCGGGGGUGGAGGGGGCGUGCCUGGACUGGGGGUGGGUUUAGGGGGAGUGAUGACCAAUGACGCGCUGCUCUUCCACGAGAAGUGCGGCACGCUGAUCAAAUUGAGCAACAACAACAAGACGGCAGAACGGCGAAGACCCCUGGACGAGUUCAACAACGGGGUGGUGAUGACCAACCGCCCACUGCGGCACAACGAGAUGUUUGAGAUCCGCAUCGACAAGCUGGUGGAUAAGUGGUCUGGGUCAAUUGAGAUUGGAGUGACAACCCACAACCCUAAUAACCUGGAUUACCCUGCAACUAUGACAAACCUUCGCUCAGGCACAAUCAUGAUGAGCGGCUGUGGGAUUCUUACCAAUGGGAAGGGGACCCGCAGGGAGUACUGUGAGUUCAGCCUGGAUGAGCUGCAGGAGGGGGACCAUAUAGGCCUGAUGCGGAAGGCCAGCGGAGCUCUUCAUUUCUAUAUAAAUGGAAUUGACCAAGGAGUGGCAGCUGCCCAGACUCCGGGCGUUGUCUACGGAGUCGUGGACCUCUACGGCAUGGCUGUGAAAGUCACCAUCGUGCACAACCACAACCACAGUGACAGACUGCGGCGUAACAACGCCAUCAUGAGGGCGCUGUCCCCCGACGUGGGCCGCCCCCGCCCAUCCCUCUCCCUCACCCCAGACCCGGACGCCCCAGACCGCCUCCUCUUCCACCCCAACUGCGGCCAAAAGGCGGCCAUCAUUAGCGAAGGCAGGACUGCCCUGCGCCCCCAUGCGACAGACGACUUUAAUCACGGAGUGGUCCUGAGCAGCCGACCACUGCGCUCCAACGAGGUGUUCCAAGUGCGCAUUGACAAGAUGGUGGACAAGUGGGCCGGUUCCAUUGAGAUUGGUGUUACCACACACAACCCGGCCUACCUGCAGCUGCCCUCCACCAUGACCAACCUGCGCUCAGGUACCUGGAUGAUGACAGGCAACGGUGUGAUGCACAACGGAACCACGAUACUUGAUGAGUACGGACACAACUUGGACAGGCUCAAGGCUGGGGAUACAGUGGGCGUGGUACGGAAGGAGGACGGCAGUCUACACUUCUUUGUGAACGGAGUGGCGCAGGGUCCCGCUGCUUGGAACGUGCCUCCCAGCGUCUACGCCGUGGUGGACCUGUACGGGCAGGCUGCCCAGGCCACCAUCAUGGAUGACAUGGCUGACCUGCCCCCUCUGCCGGAGGACUGCUCAGAAGGGCCCACGGCCAUGUCCCCUGGCAGCCCGUGUUCAGUGGGAGGGGGCAACGGUGCCAACGACCUGCGCUUCCACCAGCUCCACGGCACUAAUGCGGUCAUCACCAACGGGGGGCGCACCGCCCUGCGGCAGAACUGCCGCAGCGAGUUCAACGAUGCCAUCGUCAUUUCUAACAGGUGUCUCCGAGAUGGAGAGCUAUUUGAAAUAGUCAUUCAGAAGAUGGUGGAUCGCUGGUCAGGAUCAAUAGAGGCUGGGGUGACCGCAAUCAGGCCGGAUGAGCUGGAGUUUCCCAACACAAUGACAGACAUUGACUAUGACACGUGGAUGCUGAGUGGCACAGCCAUCAUGCAGGACGGGAACACCAUGCGGAACAACUACGGCUGCGACCUGGACUCUCUGACCACGGGCUCGCGCAUCGGCAUGAUGCGCUCCGCCACCGGCGACCUGCACUACUACAUCAACGGCGUGGACCAGGGGGUGGCGUGCACCGGGCUGCCGCCAGGUAAAGAGGUGUAUGCGGUGAUUGACUUGUAUGGCCAGUGUGUCCAGGUGUCCAUCACCAGUGCCUCUGGGCCGCUGGACAACAGCCUGUGCACCAGCAACAUCACAGAAAAGAGCUUUCCGAUCCACUCACCAGUGGCAGGAGUGGCUCACCGCUUGCAUAGUAAGCACGGUAAGAACGUGGUGCUGCUUGGGGAGGCCUGCCAGGCAGUGAGGGUGGGCGGGUACGCUCACGGAAUCGUCUUCAGCGGCAAGGAGCUGAAGACCGACGAGCUCUUUGAGGUGAAGAUCGAUGAAGUGGAUGAGCAGUGGUCGGGCUCGCUGCACGUGGGGCUGACCACCCUGCAGCCCACGGACCUGCCCACCUGCCCCAUGGGUGGCCUCUCGCCCUCGCUGCCCCAGCUGAGGGCCAAGGUCACCUGGCUGCUGGCCGGCUCGGAGGUGCGACGCAACGGCGUGCUGCAGCGGCAGAACUACGGCUGCUCCCUGGACCGGCUGGCGGUGGGGAACCGUGUGGGGGUGAAGAGAUGCAGCGAUGACACCAUGCACAUCCUGAUCGACGGAGAGGACAUGGGCCCUGCAGCCACUGCUGUGGCCAAGAACGUGUUUGCGGUGCUGGACCUGUACGGCCGGGUGACGGCAGUCUCCAUCGUCAGCUCCUCUGUGCUGGAGGACACGGAGAGCACCAAGGCUCCCUCCAUCUCCUCCGAGAGCUGCAGCGAGGGAGAGGAGGACAGCACUCCGUGUGAGAAUGAGGCUGCCUUGGUUCCUGCCGCCAUGACUUUCCUGGAGAAUCAUGGGAAGAACAUACAGCUGUCCAAUCAGAAUCUGACAGCUGCCCGUGUGUCCAGCUACAACCAAGGCCUGCUGGUUACAGCACAGCCUCUCUCCCGACAGCAGCUGUUCCAGUUUCAGGUUGACCGUCUUAACCCCUCCUGGACGUCCUCCCUGUCCCUGGGUGUGAUCGGCCACUCCCCCGAUCGGCUCAACUUCCCCUCCACGGCCUGCUGCCUGAAGCGCUCCGCCUGGCUGCUGCAGAGAGAUUCCGUUUUCCACAACUCCCUCAAGAUCUGCGAGAACUACGGGCCCAACCUGGACACCUGUCCCGAGGGCACCGUGCUCGGCUUGCUGGUGGACGGGAACAGCUGCCUGCACCUCUACGUCAACGGGAUGGACCAGGGCGUGGCAGCGCAGGACAUCCCCAGCCCCUGUUACCCCCUCAUUGACCUCUAUGGCCAGUGUGAACAGGUUACCAUAGUGACCAACGAUUUGCCUGAGGUGGGAAGGGAGAGUGGAGAAUCCCGUUGCCAGGGUGAUAUGGAGAAAGCUGACAUGGUUGAUGGGAUCAAAGAGAGUGUGUGCUGGACGCCACCACCAGAGGUGAACCCCAAUAAGACCUGCGAGUACCAGGCACUCUGCUCCCGCUUCAAAGACCUCCUCACUCUGCCUGAUGGCUAUUUUAAUGAAGAUGCCAAGUAUAACCUGUGUUACUGUGAGUCCUGCCACAAGCUACGGGGGGACGAGGCCUACUACAAACGCGGGGAGCCGCCCCGGGACUACGCCCUUCCUUUCGGCUGGUGCCGCUUUGCACUCAGGAUCAAGCCCCACUGUGAGGUGUCCAAUGCGCUGAAGAAGUGGCACAUCGCCUAUCACGGCACCAGCGUGGGCAAUCUGAGGCGUGCCCUGGAUCACAGCCAGCUCCUGUCAGGCACGUCGUCCAUAUUCUCGGUGACGCAGGUGAAGACCGAGGGCCAGAAUGGCUACAGCGGCCCUGAAGAGAACAGCGCUCCCGACAGGGAGGUGCCAAGAAUACAGCUGUCUCCCACCAUGCGCUACUCCGGCCUGGAGACCUUCGCCCCCAAAGUGCAAUUCCGAGACCCCCGCUCUCACCGCUAUCACCAAGCGCAGGUGGGCUUCCAGGUGUGCGUCCGGCCCGGCUCCUACAAGGCAGGCCCCCAGACCCUGGGCCUGAGCGAGUCUUUGGACCCCCGCUUCAGCAACUCGGAGAUCGAGUGGAUCACCAAGGAGAAGGGCGGCACUCUACUGUACGGCCUCCUCAUCCGGGUGGAGUGAGGGCCCGGAGGCGGGGUCUUCUCAUGACCGCCCCCCCCUUGGGCAGCCAACAAAAUUCCAGAACUUUCCCUGCUCAUCCCCACCGCAACAUCUGUGACUUUUUGGAAUUUUCAGCCGGGGAUGGUGUUGAUAAACAAGGAUAGACUUCUGCGUUCUAUUUUGUUUAUUUUUGAACACAGUUUUUGUGGGGAAGGUGGGGUGCUUUCAGACAGGAGCGACACUGCCUGCACUUUAUGUUUUGGACACAAGUGGGCGAUUUUUAAACUUCUCAUCGAUUUGAUACUCCAUUCACUACAAUUUGUCUUCACAUUUCUCUCUCACACACACACACGUUCGCCUCCCGCCACUUCUGUCUUCUCACUUCUGCCUACUUCUCUUCUAUUUGGGAACUCUGUUUCCGAAAAUCUGUACUAUAUUUUUUACUUUCAUUCCCAGCCCAUAGUUGUGCUCUUAGUCUUUUUUUUCUUCAUGAAAAUCAUACUACUCCCAUUUUUUGUUGGCCUUGUUUUGUGGUUCAGGGCAUGGUCAUUGUCCUCUGUGAGAGAGGGUGCAGGGAUGAACACGUCUUGCUCUGGGCUUGCACACCAAACACUACCACCUCCUCUCACUCACCACUCAGCACUGUCUGGACUCCGUGCUUUUUAAAAACUCACUGGGGAAGAAACGACAAUUCAAUGGAAGAAAAAAAAAAAAAAAAGAAAAUAGUUGAACGAUACCAAGAACAAAAAAAAAAAAAAGACGAAAUGAAGUUCAAAUCAGGAGGGGACCUGAGAAUACCACAGGGAGAAGGAGAGAACCCCCAAACUGGAGAAAUGUUUACGCUGACAUGUCCUGUAAGUGUGCGUGGAUCCUGUCCAGCUCUCCUCUCCCUCCUUCACUCCAGUCUGUCUUUUUUUUUUUUUUUUUUUUUUUCUUUGACAAGUUUAUUUUGUCUUGAUGCCUGGUUUGCUGUCCCCACCUAUUGUAUCAAUGCUGAGCACAGAGCACGUUCACACAAACUGAGUCAUAUGCCUCUCAGAGGCUCUUUAGUGCUGCGUUUGCAGCAGCGUUAAUCAACCUUGGUCCAGCAGGGGAGUAAUUCAGUACAGCUCCUCAGAACUGGUUCUUAUAGGGCCAUAGUGGCUUCAGGGAAAUUUGGCUGUUGGUUCUGGAGGGUCAUAUUGUCUACAAGAAUCUCAGCUUCUGUAAGGCCAAUAAUAUGCUUUGAUUACUACAACUUCAGAACUGUGGAGGAAGUCCAAUUGGUGCAGUCUAGAUGAUGAUUAGACCAAACUUGCCAUCACAUUUAGCAUUCUUGUAGAGUGGAUGAGCUAGAAACCAAUGAAGCUUAAUAGGAGCAUUUCCUUUGGGCUGUGACCUCAGCAGGAUGGAAAGCAUGUCAAAUAGUUUUGAUAGCUUUUAGAUUCCUGAAAGGAUACCAUGAUCCUGCCCAUUUGGCAGCAUAGCGCAUAGGGGCUUCAUCCUGACGCACUGAAUCACAGUCGAGUGUUACCUUUCUAGUUUGGGCCUCCUUUAAAAUAAGGGUUAAAAGCACCAUUUUGCUUGUUCCCAGUGCACUGUUCAUGUUUACCGCACUGCAGUUUGGUCAGGGCUCUGAAAGGAGGCGGCGGGGUUCUUCUCUGAAACGCUCACAGAUGUUCCAGGGUCAGUUAGGAAAUGGAUUCGUAGCAUUUCAAGAUGGAUUCCACACUCUGACUUUCAGUUUACCCCACCUCAAGAUUGGAGAGGGUUACAGACAAAUGUGACAAAAUGAAGGCGUUCUAGCAUAGGAUUUCAGUAUUAUGGAUCCCACUCUCUCCUGUUCCUAAUGUUUACACAGUAGGCUUUUGCUUAAGCCAUUGUCUCCGCUAAGUCUUUGCUCAUUUAUCGUUGUUGCACAUUGAGGAGAUUUUGCUCCAGCCAUGCAGUGGUGUGCCUAGGUGCUGACAUGCAAGGAACAUAGGGAAAUUGAGUUUGUUUUAAAUUGUGGCCCUGAUAAUAUAGCUCACAAUGGAAAUACAUUUUCAGAAUGAAUACUUGAGUUAUUUUCGUUCGCUCAAAUGACAUUUACUGACAAAUAACAUUUACAAAGAGCUUAUCCGGUUCCUAAAGAAUCUGGAAUUUGAAUGAUCCACCACUGUCUCCAAAGCAUAUCUUAAAAACAGCACUUUGUGUCUUUCGUUUAGUUUUUUGUUGCCAAUUUGAUGUAUUUUGGUAUAUAUAUUUUUUUUUUAUGUCAAAUCCCAUGAGCUUGCCAAGAGUUCCUGGGCAAUACCAUUUUCAUCUCAGCCAUGGAGAAGUGGGGUUGUCUGGGUAACAGAGUUAAAUUAGUUGCCUCGAACAGAAUGUGUGCUCUAA